Lachnellula hyalina is the source of this 1887-nucleotide messenger RNA. RefSeq names its product Vacuolar aminopeptidase (gene APE1). Gene Ontology annotation, cellular component: fungal-type vacuole. The record is from RefSeq and is a predicted model, not a curated record. Bases 1 to 1887 code for a protein of 628 amino acids. Gene Ontology annotation, molecular function: zinc ion binding; metalloaminopeptidase activity. The transcript is spliced from 3 exons. Lineage: Eukaryota; Fungi; Ascomycota; Leotiomycetes; Helotiales; Lachnaceae. Gene Ontology annotation, biological process: proteolysis.
AUGGUCAAAAACAACCCCAACUCUCUCCGCGGUAGCGUCAGCACCAGCUCCCUCCAAGAACAAGCAGCUCGCCAACGGAUCGCCGCACUCGAAGAGCAGGUUGCUUCGCUCACAGCAAAGAAACAAUCGAGCUCUCCUCCUCCUCCUCCUCCUCAGUCGUUCCCACCUCCACACCCCUCUGCCUAUCUGCCCAUAAGAGAGCCCACGGAAAAGGGAAGGAUGUCUUAUAACAGGGCCGAUGGACGCGCCGACCUUACGGACCCUCCAAUCCUCGGUGCAACAAGAUUACAUGGCAAGGGAUCGAACGCCAACAAUGUCUCACCCGAAAAUGAACAAUUGAGCCUUUUUGAGCAAUACAAUGCGAGCGCGAAAAGGUUCCGUGAGACCAUGAGGGAACGGGCGGAAAUGAUACAGUCACAGUCGCCAAGCAGCUUGAUCACGAAGGGAUUAUUUAGGGUGGAUAACACGUUGAAGAUCCCGGAGGCAUAUACACAGCCCUUCUGUGACUUCUUGACAGACAACCCUACAGUUUUCCAUGCUGUGUCACAUUUUGAGGCAAAGUUAGAAAACGCUGGAUUCAAAAAGCUUUCCGAACGCUCAUCCUGGAACGAACAAGUGAAGAAUGGAGGCAAAUACUUCGUGACACGAAAUGGUAGUAGUUUGAUUGCAUUCACGGUGGGAGGCGGAUACAAGAGUGGGAACGGAAUUGCAAUGAUUGCAGGCCACGUCGAUGCUUUGACGGCACGAUUAAAGCCUGUGAGUAACAAAAAGACAUCUGCUGGAUACGUUCAAUUGGGUGUUGCGCCAUAUGCCGGUGCUCUCAACAACACAUGGUGGGACAGAGACCUUGGAAUUGGAGGAAGAGUAUUAGUGAAAGAUUCGAAGACUGGAAAGAUUGCCACGAAGCUGGUGAAGCUGGGAUGGCCAAUUGCUCGAAUCCCUACUCUCGCACCUCACUUCGGGCUCGGUAUGUUUGGACAAAACAAUGCAGAGACACAGGCAGUUCCUAUCAUUGGCCUCGAUAAUUCCGAUGUCCAUUCCGCGGACGAUGCAUUCAAGAACUUGACAUUGGGUGGUGAGGGAACAUUUGCCGCAACACAACCUCCCAAACUCGUACGUGCGAUCGCGGGAGAACUGAGCAUCCAAGACUACUCUUCAAUCGUCAAUUGGGAACUUGAAUUAUACGAUACACAGCCCGCACAAGUUGGUGGAUUGGACAAGGAGUUUAUCUUCGCCGGUCGUAUUGAUGACAAGCUUUGUUCAUGGUCCGCCAUUGAAGCACUACUGGCUUCUUCCACUGCGUCUGCCUCUGCAGAAGAUGGAAUCGUAAAGCUUGUUGGCGUUUUCGACGACGAGGAAAUCGGCAGCCAGCUUCGCCAAGGUGCAAAGGGCAAUUUCUUGCCCAGCACUAUUGAGAGAAUCACCGAAUCUUUGUCUAGCAAUGGAACCAGCGCGAAUAUUCUGUCUCAGACAUACGCCAACUCCUUCCUCGUCUCGGCAGAUGUCACUCACGCCGUGAACCCCAACUUCUUGGGUUCGUACCUUGAGGGCCACUCUCCCAGAUUGAACGUCGGCCUCGUGGUAUCUGCUGAUUCAAACGGACACAUGACCACCGAUUCUGUCUCCACUGCUGUCCUUACCCGAGUUGCGGAGAAGACGGACAACAAACUGCAGCUGUUUAUGAUUCGGAAUGAUUCGCGAAGCGGGGGAACUGUGGGACCAAUGCUUAGUUCUGCGAUGGGUGUUAGGGCUAUUGAUGCUGGUAUUCCGCAGCUGAGCAUGCAUUCUAUCCGAGCUACGACUGGAAGUUUGGAUCCUGGGUUGGGAGUGAAGAUAUUCAAGGGCUUCUUGGAUACGUUUGAGAGUGUUGAUGGGGAGUUUGAAUAG